UACUUUCAGUCUAUGUGUAGAUGGGCUCGAUCGAACAGGGAGCAAGCAAUAUUAUCAGUUCCACGGGAAAGAAGCUCUAGAAGACAAGAUAAGAGCAGCUGGCGCAUCUCCAUCGUGUGGUCGGGUUCAGCAGCUCUCGGAAAACAGAGAAAGGGGGUUGUCUUAUCACCGCGUGGUGUUCUAGAAUCGACACUUUUUUAGGGGAAGAACUAUUUUGGGGAAAACUGGCGACCCUUUGGACCAAACAGGAACGCGUUCACAGAACUCGCUGGGAACAAUAGCGAUUGUAAACAUUGAACCGAAGUGAAUUCGUGUCGGUUAAAAACUCGUUGGGCUACUACGAUCCACCCUUCAGGGAGAAGAUCAGCGAUCCAGUUUUUUGCUAGGGGAAAAGUUCAUAUAACGCCCCAUGUGGCUAAUACGCGCCACUCUUGUUCUGAAGAAUCUGAAACAUUUUAAGCCUGCAAAAUAUUACCAAUUUGUUUUAAAUGCUGUGAUUGGUCAUGGCAAGUAUGAAUUUUUCCUUAAAAUGCCCCUGUGUCGUGAUAAUUUCACAAUUUAGGUUUUUCUUCAUUUCGAUCUAAAUUUUAAAACACUUUUAAUAAGGUGUCACCAAGCAGAAAAACACGAAUAAGACAAUAUUUUCUGACACAUCGAUAGAGGAGAAUCUAAAUUAUGAUUUUAUGCUAAAAAAUCAUACUGAACUCGCUAAGUCAAAGUGUCUGUAAGUAUUGGUGUGUUUUCGGUCUUCGGCUGCUUUCGGGUGUGUUCGGCUGCUAGGCGCGUAUUGAAUACACAGCGGCGCGUAUUCGCAACACAGUUUUGUUCUGUGGCUUUGAACAUGGUUUUUAAAAAUCACGUUUUUGAAGAAACUAUGGUAAUUUGAGUAAUGAAAAAUCAUAGGAAUUUGUAGAAAACACUUUUCUUCAACGAUUACACCCAUUUUAAACACAAUUUGUACGUGGAAUACAUAGAAAAUCAGCGAUUCGCUUAGGUGGCGCAUAAUAGGGCAUGUUCCCCUACUGUUUUUGUUUUGAGUUUGGGGCGUAGAUUUUGACAGGCAGUGACCCCCCUCGUGUCCCCAGAUAUUGACAUCCAAAUCGCUGGAGCUCUGUUUACAAACAGAACAAACACUUCAUUGGAAACAGCCCGGGAACAAUGGUUUCCAUUCAUCGGUCGUUCUUGGACAGUUAUCGAAUAACGCAUUGCAGGCUAGCUGUUAUUAUUCUUAUUAUUGCCCCCGCCGGUAUCGGAAGAAUUAGUUUACCAAAACAUAUCGGCCGGCUAGAAGAAGAUAACGGCGGUGCGCGACUAUUGGACAAACUGAAAAACUACGCAUUUACAAAAGUUUCGGCGCAUCCGGGAACUAGACAGAAACUGAUCGUUGGCCUGCCGCGAGUUAUAAAGUGAUUUUCGCGGGUGUAAUCGCGGUCUGAUACAAACUAAUCAAAUUGUUAUUGGAAGUGAGUUGGAAAGUCAUCCUGUACCCAUUAUCAAAGGAAGAAGAAGAAUUUAGCAUCAGCAAAACUGACUGGAAGGCUGUGACGCUUCAAGCACAUGACCAGCUAAAUAGCUUGCUGCUGUACUGCCCGAGCCUAGCAUCGUCGCCAAACUGAUAGGGAACGGCGUGAAGCACUCGCCUUUUAAAUCUCCAGCCUGGGCUAGCACACUUUAGCAAAAUCCCCUAUCUGGACUGGAUGGUUGCUUGCCCGCGGAGCUUUGCCUAAUUGCCUUAUCAGUUAGCUCUUUUUUCUGCUUCAAACGGCAACUACUACUACGACUAAAUAGUAUUAUUGCCGGUUGGUGUUGUUGUUAUUGUUACAUUAGUACAUUUUGUUUCGCUCCUAAUGAGCUGAUAGUGAGCAGAGAGCCUGAAAAAGUAAACACCAUCGUGAGUUCGGUAACGGUUGCAUCCUUCACGUCCUAUACCCCAUAGCUGAGCUGCAAGAGUUGCGCCGAUCGGCUUUCCGGCAGUGGCGGCGCGCCCCGGUAAAGGGGUGAAUGGAAUUCGCCAUCAUGAGAAUCCGAAUAAGUCUGUUACGGAUUGAUGAGCAGAGGCUAGACCAGCCAAGGCAAGAUUUCAAUGAAAGGAUGCAGCAAAAGUUUCAUUCUGGCACGCUGGCAGCCAAGUAUUCGUAUCAUCAGCGAUACCACCACGCGGCCGAUUUCAACACCACCAAUAGCAUGGGGUACGGUUUGGUGCCACCGUUGAAGAAACCUUUGGAGGACGAAGACGACGAGUUUAUCGAUGUGAUCGGCGAUGGGGACAACCCGACGAUGAUGGGAGAACCCCCUCAACAACUGGUGAUAAGCAAGAUGGCCGCCCCGCCCAAAAUAUACUACGACCAAAUCGAGAAGGAGUCCAGCGACGGAGGAUUCUUCGAUCGGGAGGGCGAAGAACUGGACGAGGAUGAGGACGAACGGAACGAUCUGGUGAUUGAAUGCGAUCUCGACGCAAGUGUCGGUUCGGAUCGAAAAAGUGAAGUUCAGAAGGUGCAGAAGGUUCAGAACCAGAAGGUGGCGGUGCGGGAGAAUUUCGACGACUCAGACAUCGUGUUUAAUUUUACUCUGGUGGACACUCAGCUGAUUCCAAAUGAGCCAACAAUUCUGAAAAAGACCCCCGAGAAACAUCGACCAAAACAAGAAGAUGCAGAGAAAAACAGAACGCCAAAGACUCACAUCAAAGACAACGGCUUUGAGGUGCAAGUGAUUUCACCAAAUCCAAAAGCCCACGCUGGAAGAGAGCUUCACCUCAUAGGACAUAAUAAUAACGUUAUAAGUAAUAGUAAAAGUUCUAAUGACAAUUAUUGUGGCAUUGUUAGCAGUAGUAGUAGUAGUAACAAUAUAAGUAACAGUAAACUAAGGGAACACUUACGAGUGCAUCCGUAUCAGGAGUCGUUGGCCAGGCGGAGAAGCGAAGCCUCCUUACCUCAACAACCACCUAGAGAAGUUCCGAUAUCAAUGGUCUAUUAUCAGCAUCCCCAAUCAUCCCACGUUUCCAUGACAGGAUACAGUAGUAGAACGCCGCCAGUAGUGCAGCCAGCAACUCAAAUUGGAAACAGACACAGAUCGUCAGCAUUCGUCGCUCCGAAAAUCUCCCCGGACUUACAUCCUCAGUCGGUUCCACUGAAAGCUACCAUUAGCAAUACCCAUCGUGGUCGCCAAGAGUUUUCACAUUCCUCUACGACAACAACUCCGCACAACGAGUUCGCUAAAGUUGCACCCAAAAGUGCUGAAGCCCUCUCUCCAGAGAACAAGGAAGCACUGAUCUGUGGACGAAUCGCCCAAGCGGUAGGACGAAAAAGGACCAGGCGCUCACCUUACUACGAUCUGCGGUCCCCAAAAACACCGAGGGCACCGGUAUUUCUGCCUCCGCAGUUUGGAUUCGGAACUGCGGCCUUACAGCAUCUGUACAACAGCGAACAACCGUUGGAUUAUUCGAAGAAUUCGCCACUUUUUCGGGAGAAAUAUUCCGGUGGUGGUCAACAGAGUCAACGAUCAUUUUUGCAGUCUUUUGUGGAUGUUCCUAAAGCUCCAAAACCUCCGAAGGCUGCGAUUCGACCCCAGGUCGUUCCCAUUCAGAAACAUCCCACCUUGUAUAGAAUAACGGAUAACCUGUUGAGUUCACCGAUCAGGCCUCAACUGUAUCAGCGAGAGUAUUCGAUAGAAGAUACUGCUAUGAAACAAAACUCCUCAAUUCCUCGGAAUAAUCUUAGGGAAGCUGCCUUGAAGCAGGUGGAUCAGUACAGUCCAACUAAAAAUUUCGAUCAAUGCCUGCAGAUGAUGAAGGACUCGCCAGUCUUAACGGGUGUAAUUCGGACUACGGGCAAACCCUCUCUGCAUAAUUUGAACCUAGAACCUAGAAUAAGCAAUACUCCUCAACGACUCCCUGAAACUCCUGUUCCGGUAGCUCAACCGCAACUUCCCAAUCCUGCUCCUACGACGAAUCAACAAUUACAACAACCCAACCCACCUAUCAGCCAACCUCUGAUCCCGUACCCAUCGCCUCGUAGGAGAUUCCUCAUCGACAUCCGCCACGAAAUUGAUGAGUUCCUAAACUAUCGACAUCAGGAGAUCUGCGGCACCCUAAGGUUGUUCACCGAAAAACGUGCCAUCACUCUGGACCAGCUGUUCGAGCGUCUGGACCUGCUCAAAAUCGAUUUGCGGCGAGAUUACUUCAAGCUCGCAACGAACAUGAUCCGCCGGCACGGGUAUCGCUUUAAGCCGGACCUCAAACCGCAAACGCUGGAGUAUCGACUUCCGGAACGACCGCAACUCUUCUGGGAUUACUUCCGCGGUAUCAAGAGCUCUCUGAUAGCAGGGCGGGCCAAACGCGAGACCCUGCCCACCUAUGCCCUGGUCGUGCGGGCCCUCCUCGAUCAGUACAAGGAUUCCCUCAAACAUUUCCUGUGCGCAAACCUCGUCGAGGAACACCCCAUUCAACGGGUUGUGCCCCUAGAACGGCGUCAGUUCUAAAACAAACGACCGCUAAACUCUAACCUUAGAAACUAUGAAGUUAGCUUAUAAAUCGAAACUGUGCCAUACACUCUCGACUCCUCGAAUAGCGGAUUAUGAUUAUGUGAAUUCAAAUGUGCCUUGCAAUCGAUUUAAGACGACAAACAUCAACCUCUCAGAAACAAUAAUACCCAAAAACAAAGUCAAAGUCAAAAUUUCGCAUUAAAUAGUUAAGAAAAGUAUAUCGCCUCGGUAUGUAUAGCUUUCUAGUGACGCUUAGAAUUAGCGUGGAUGUGAUUUUAACUCGAUAAGUAGAAAAUGUUACACCUAAGGGAAUUUUAAGACACUAGAUAAGCAAACUAGUCGUUAUACGAACACCCGCUAAGACCAUCCGCCAUUUCGUGAUGGUGACUCACUUAAAUGAUACCUACCUACUGUAGUAGUUCUUACGCGGUUCUGUAUUACACAGUUAGCAAUACAUACGCGUGAUUUAAGAAACGCCAUUUUUGGGCCCGGUUACAGGGAAACAGAUCAAGACUGUUGCUUAGAUUCGCGUGACCCGAUAUAGGCUUAUAUCCUUCUCAUCAAAUACAUGUGCU
Messenger RNA from Uranotaenia lowii, 5054 nucleotides. RefSeq lists its product as uncharacterized. Bases 2002 to 4476 code for a protein of 824 amino acids. The transcript is spliced from 6 exons. NCBI's taxonomy places the organism in Eukaryota, Metazoa, Arthropoda, Insecta, Diptera, Culicidae. The record is from RefSeq and is a predicted model, not a curated record.